CAACCUUCGCAGACUUUCGCGUCGUGCAAAGCCGAUGGGGGAGGCGAUCGCCCGGACUUGGGAGCGACGCUUCCAGGUCAUGCCCGUCACCCGAUGGCGAAGUCCAGCCUGCUCGAGACAGAUGGCAGGAAAGGCCGAAAGAGCGCAUGAUAUAUUGAAAUGACGCCUCCGUGCAAGACCUCUCUGUCCACAGCACCUACCACAUCUUCACGAAACUUCAUACAUCGCGUUUCUUCUCCUCCGUAUCCGACGAGAUUGUUGGAUCAGCGAGGGGCAAAAGUACCAGCCCACACGUCUGCACGUCGAUGACUAGGCCGAAACCCAGCGGCCGGCAAUCACUUCUCCUGGUACGGCACAACUCGGUGCACUCCUUUCUUCGUCCCUUCCGCUAGCCCUGCAGAGCCUUGCAGGCAAAAAGGGCACCGGAACGCAGCACUUGGGAGUCACCAAGCACGACUGCUCCCUCCACGCGCAGCACAUUCUUAUCGGUCCUCUCGAACGUUUGGACGACAUCCACUCGAGUGUCCAGCGUUUCAGCCGGCCUAGCACUUCUCGUUGGCCACAGACGGGCCAACUCUUGAAACCCUGAAACGGGUGGACAGGCAGAGACAGGUCGCUAGGGCCUCGUGAGACAGCCAACCGCAGCCCCUUGGCUGACAGUCCGCGCGACAAGUCAAACAGCAGGGGCCCUGCAAGCCACGCCGCAAGCCAAUCAGCGAUCCGCGAGCCGAUCGAGGCCCAAAAAUUCUGGGGAGCAUCUCCAAAAGAACACACGCAGCGCAGCAGUCCCCUUUUGCCCGCUAGGGGCUCUCGACAGAUCUAUUUAGUAGGAAAAGUCGCCCUUCUCGAAAGCUCGACUUCCUACAUCAGGAUCUGGAUAAAUCCUUUGCCUUGACCGGUACGCUACUUCGUCGAUUCCGCUCAACGAGGACGACAACCACGCGGCAGCACUCUCGUUUCGCCUCGUUCCUCGCCGUCGACACUUCACCUUCAGCUUCGAACUGCGCCCUCGUGCAGUCCCAGCCAAGAUCACUCUCUUGAUCUCCUGGAAGUGUCAGUCUAAUACUUGACUUCAUUUGGAACUUCUUGGAAUCCGCCGGUCGGACACGUCCAUAGUUCAUCGCCUCGUUUUGGCCACUGAUCACAGCCUCAACUCUCGAAGACCGUGGAACGACUCUCAUUUAAUCUAAUCCUAAUCUUCAAGAGUCAUUUCACUCCUUCCCCAAGCCAUUGCUAUUAUUGUGUGACUGGACAAUAACCAUCACAACUAUUUGCACGACAUCCGAUCUAUUGUCGUCCCAUUCCUGUUGUUGACAAUACCGACCCCGGCCGCCUAUAUAUUCUGUCAGGCUGCCGUCAUCUCUGAGCUCAAUCGCCAUAAAUCAUUAUGAAUUUCUCGACACCUACUAUGGACCAGAACAAGGCUGCGCUGGACUAUUUUGUCCAGCUGCCGGUCUCCAAGGAAAUGAUCAGCUACCUCGCACGCAAAGCGAGUCAGGUCAUCAAAUGCGAUGCUGCGCAACAGAGUGCAUCGUCCCUCCCGUCUCCACCGGACACUCCACCGCAAGGCGUCUCAGCUGAACCGGCCUUGCCGUCUGUUGAGGCGUUCAUUACAUCGCUUGUGGAGCGAUCUCACGUUCAGGUGCCAACGCUAAUGACUUCUCUUGUUUAUCUCGCAAGGCUGAAGUCCAGAUUACCUGCCGUUGCUAAGGGCAUGCGCUGCACCGUACACAGAAUUUUUCUCGCAUCUCUGAUUCUUGCUGCGAAGAAUCUCAACGACUCAUCACCGAAGAACAAGCACUGGGCUCGUUACACCUCAGUUCGUGGUUAUCCAAAUUUCGGAUUUUCCAUCACUGAGGUGAACUUGAUGGAGAAGCAGCUCCUUUUCCUUCUUGAUUGGGACCUAAGGAUUCGACCAGAAGAUCUGUACUAUCACCUUGAGCCAUUCCUAGCUCCCAUCCGCGAAUAUCAAGCCAUGGAAGAACAAGCUCGCAUCCAAAGGCUACGUGAGAAGGAGCUUUACUAUCACCAAUAUCAUCCGCAGUCAUACUCACCAUAUGCAACUGAAAGCUACUCUCACGCACGCUCUUAUAGUCACACUUCUUCAUUGUCAUCACGGGGUGCGUCGCGGACUCCGUCGCUGUCGCCGCCCAGUCGCAGUAGCACUUCGAGCUCCUCGCCUGACACCGAAAGUUUGGAUGAGAUCUACGAAUCAAAUGAUGAUCUGUGCAUGCAUGGUGUCGAGUCGCGUGAUGGGAGCAUGUUGGUGCACAUUGAAGGUGCUGAACUGCACCCGAAGACUUCCCUAUCCAGGCUGCAGAGCUACGAAGAUAAGCGAGCGAAAAAAGCUAGAACCGGUGUUCCGGGCGGAAACUUCUUUUCUCGCCUUCUCAACAGUACCACAGCACGCGUAGGGUCAUAUUAGCUUGACGUUGGUUUUCCCUGUAGUAACGAUUAUGUGGAGUUCGUAAGGUCCGCAUGGCUGGAUUGGCUUGAUAGGGUGGGCGACUCAUAGACAGCAGAGCGUCACUGGCUGAUUGCCUGCGAUCAUCAAAAGAACAUUCUGCAUCUGCAUGGCGUUAAUGUCUGAUACGAUACAUGGGUGUGUAUGGGGACGUCCAUGGGUUUUACGACGGACCAAGACGGUCAUGAUGGGUAGAGUGCCAUGGGACACAUUAUCUCCAGCAGAGAUAUCUCGACAGUACAGAGCACAAUAAUAUCAUACUUCAUCUUCCCACAGCGUC
This is a messenger RNA of Verruconis gallopava, 2744 nucleotides long. RefSeq lists its product as uncharacterized. The record is from RefSeq and is a predicted model, not a curated record. Gene Ontology annotation, molecular function: cyclin-dependent protein serine/threonine kinase regulator activity; protein kinase binding. Gene Ontology annotation, cellular component: cyclin-dependent protein kinase holoenzyme complex; nucleus. The transcript has a single exon. NCBI's taxonomy places the organism in Eukaryota, Fungi, Ascomycota, Dothideomycetes, Venturiales, Sympoventuriaceae. The coding region runs from base 1388 to 2425 and encodes 345 amino acids. Gene Ontology annotation, biological process: regulation of cyclin-dependent protein serine/threonine kinase activity.